UGAAGGUGCGAAAGGUAUAUAUUUGUCAAUCAUGGAAGUCAGUGCAGAAGAUAAUUCUGGACCAGAGUCAGAGACGAAAUAUAACUCUGUGAUUGAAGAAAAAACACCCGAGAGCUUUAUUGAAGAUAUUGCAGAUGACUAUGUUCAUUAUACUAAAUUUGAUUCAGCAAAAGAGAAAGAAAAAUUCAAUGAAAAUAUUGAAGAAAUGUUAACAAAGUUGGAAGAAUUUUGCGGUUUAGUGGACAUGAUCAGAGUAGACAAUAAUUUAUGUCUAUCAGAAACUUUGCCUAGACUGCAGAAAAAAUGUGCCAAGAUGCAGGAAAUAUUUGAGAAAGUAGAUAAAUUAGAGGCAUUUGUGGGAGUAGUGCAGGCAAAUAUGGCUGUCCUGGAAGAAUGUGUUAACAAAGCGGAAGAUGAAAUGGGAUCACUAAGUGGACUUAAAAAGAUGCUGUCCUCCUUUGUUGGACCAAAAAAAUCAGUUUCUAAGUCAGACAAAAAGCCUGUGUUUGAGCCUCCGGAAAUCUUCAGUACAAAGGCCUAUUUUUCAGAACCACAGGAAGACAAAGAAACAGAAAAAGAAGAAACAUCUGAAAAAAACUCUUGAAAAGUGAAAUUCUGUUUACAUGAUUAUAUUGGUUGUACAAAAGAAGCCAUUAAUGCAUUCCAAUUUUAUAUGGUAUACAGCAAAUUUAUUUGAACCUUGGUUGGAUGAAAGGAAUCAUAUUACAUCAAACAAGAGAUUUUAUGAUCAUGAAUAGCUGCAGACCUGUAGCACCCGGUCUGAAAAAAAUUCGGAUGGGCGACCUGGGAGCUACAGUGCCUCCCAUAGUAAAAAUCUGUCCAAAACUAGCGCAUUUUUUUGUGCGCUGUAAAUUUCAGAUUUUUAUUAUGGGAGGCACUGUAGCUCCCAGGUCGUCCAUUCGAAUUUUUUCCAGAUCGGGAGCUACAGACCUGCAGCUAGAUCAUGAAGAGCACUAUCAUUUUCAUGUAAACGUAUUACAUAUGGCGAAAUGCGGCUUCCGCUAAAUCAAGUACAUCGCUAAAUGCUCUGCAUUUAUGUAUUAGAAUAGUGAUAUUCAGGAAUACGCUAAUUCAAAUCCACGCCAACUUGUUCAAAUACUAUUUUCUGCCAAAUAUUGUACGCGCCAAAUAUAAUACGUUUACAGUAUGUACUGAUAUGUUAUAUAUUGCAUGGUGCAAUGAUUACCUUAUGAAUGGGGUGAUUUAUAUUUGUUUUUGUUUACUAUACACCGGAAGAUAUUCACCCCUGUUUUAUUUGUACCCCUUUUGUCCUUGUUGUAAGGGGGAAAAUUAAACUGGGCAAAUUCCAGUGUCUUGAGGUGAAAAUAAUCCUGUGUACAGUAUUUUGUUUAAUGCCUCAGAGAAACAACAGAUUUGUUGUAUCUGUGUUUUGCUAUAAAUGACCAAUACUUUUGUUUACAACUUUAAAAAUGUUCCAGCUAAGCAUUGACAAACAGUACCUUACUGUAUGAACUCUUCAUACAUAUUGAAUUGAAAGGUCAAGGUCUUCAAGGAGUGUGAGUGAUAAAGUCAUGGCAUCAUUCAUCAAAUACAAUGUCUAAUUCAUCACAAAGGUUGGCAUGUGUAGUACUGUACUCACCGUGGCCACAAAAUGUCAUACACAAAUUAUAAGUUUGAGCAAUUAUCUUUGUAUGAAACGUGUAUACAUGUAUAAUCAUGUUCAGAUAUAUUUUUUUUUCAUUUUUCAAUAUAGAAGAAGGCCUUUUAUGUUCUUCUCUUGGAUGUAAUGGUGAACAUGUUUAUAUCUAAACAUGAAACUUAUUUUUUUAAAGCAUUUUUUUAUCCUUAUUUUCAUAUUUCAAAUAUAUGUAUGGUUACAUAUUUUGGGUUCAAUCUUUUUUUAUUGCAACAUUGACAAAUGCAAACUCAUACAAAAUUGGGUACUAUUUAUAAGCCAGCUUUGAAAAAUAUUGUUUUGCAAAUGUAGGUCAAUUGCUUGGAAGUAGAUUAUAUAUAGUCCCAACAACAUUUGGAAUGCCCAUUGUUGAUAGUCAACAAGCUUUUUAGAAAGUGUACUUUAAAAUUAAUGAUGAAGGUAGCUUAUUAGUGAUAGGGCAUGAUUUAAAUAUCAGUAUCAUUGUGUUCUAUAUGCUUGGCAGCUUUUACAAAUACGAGACCUCUGUCAAUCGCUAAUCUCUUAAUUCAUAUAUAUAUAAUGAUUUCUAUGCGACAAUGAUGUUUUAAUUGUCUUUGAAACAUUUAAUGAUACACGGAAUGUCAAUGCCACCACUAGCCUGUGAAAGAGAAGUUUUGUCUGGUCCAUAUCUUUCAAGUCCCAUUUCUUUCUACAAGAACUGUCGACAGGAAUGAUUGUACAUGAUCAUUUAAUAGAAUACUUGUUGUAUCGUGUUUUUGAAUUGGGAAUCUUUAUAAAUAACUUAGUUGGUUCCAGUACAUGUAAUGCAUUGUUUAUUUACCGCAUGUCAAAAGUAAGACAGGUCAGAAAUGAAUUGGGUUGGAGGGAUGCAUACGUAGGUACUAUUGAAUUAAAAGACGCACAUAUUUCGGCCACAUUCUGAGGAUGAAUGGUUCAAUGUUAUAAACAAAUCAUUGAAGUAUGAUUUAUGGAUAUUGAUUUUUUUUAUUGACAUUAGAAGGUGUAAGCAAGAAUUAAUAUAUAUGAUCAAAUUAAGAAAACUAGUUUGUAAAAUUGUUUGAUAAUAAUGUAAAACCCUAAUAUUUUGAUUGGAGGUGUGCAUGUACAUCUAGGAAAAGCAAAUAAAUUAUUUCGGUUCAAUGUUUCCCCCCACACAAAUUUUACGCUCGAAACUGUUAUUGCUAGUUCAGAACCAUGACAUUUUGCAUUGCUAAUCAAAGUUAAUAGGGUUUAAAUCAAAUAGGGUAUGUCAGACUUAAAAUUCUCGCACCAAUGGACCAAUAAAUAACUUAAUAUAUUAUUCUUACUUUUUAUUCGUUAAAGAUAUCACAUUAACUGAUUUA
This is a messenger RNA of Magallana angulata, 2982 nucleotides long. Its product is annotated as biogenesis of lysosome-related organelles complex 1 subunit 4-like. The transcript is spliced from 5 exons. Gene Ontology annotation, cellular component: BLOC-1 complex. Lineage: Eukaryota; Metazoa; Mollusca; Bivalvia; Ostreida; Ostreidae. The coding region runs from base 32 to 604 and encodes 190 amino acids. The record is from RefSeq and is a predicted model, not a curated record.